Messenger RNA from Protopolystoma xenopodis, 222 nucleotides. NCBI's taxonomy places the organism in Eukaryota, Metazoa, Platyhelminthes, Monogenea, Polystomatidea, Polystomatidae. The record is from the annotation of a GenBank genome assembly.
AUGGGGAUGGGAACGCUUGUUGGGGAGCCAGGCAACUCGACCUUUGGCGGAAAAGUGAUUGUGGAAAAGGUCGACUUGCGCGACCAAGCGAGAGGUUUCGAUGCCAUUUUUGGCACUUUUUGGAAGGUGAUGAAAAUGGUGCUUUGGCACGUUGUCGAGGGUGGUGAAAGGCGAUUGGCAAUCAUCACAUUUCGGCGCAAUUGCCAUUCAAUUUGGUCGUGA